GGGGGAACUGAGAUGGAGAAGGUGCGGCCGAGGCGGGAGUACGUUCCCCAGAGAGACGGCGGCCGACGAGAGGUGCCGGGGCACGGCGCGCGCGGAGGAGGAGGGAGAGAGAGAGAGUGUGUGGCAGGUCCGUCCGCGCAGCUGUUCGAUCGAAGAACCUGCAGGCUCCCGCGGCGGCGGUGCUCUGCAGCGGCGCAGCCGGCGGACGCCGUAACGCGCACGCAACCGGCAGCAGUGGCGGCAGCGAGUACAGCAGCCUUCUCACUCACUUCUCCCUCUCCUCUCUGCCGCGGCGCUUGCGCAUCCCGGAGGAUGCUGGGAUUCGGUCGCCAUCUCUCCGAAGCGAGGCUGGCUCUCCUCCCGAGAUCCCGCCCGCCCCCGCCACCUCGUCCGCGCGCUACGCGCCGGCACGCGUUCACCGCCGACCGUCGUGGCUGUCGCUGACGUUGCUGGCGUCCGGAUCCCCGCUUGUCUCAGCUGCUUGCAAGCUCCCUGUCGGGAAGGCAGUGGGCCGGUGUCGAGAUGCCCUGCUGCGAGAUGGGCGGCAACGACAGCAGCGGUCCCUUCUCGCCGCUUCGUCGCGGAGCCGAGCGCCUGUGGCUGGGCCGUCCGCCUACGCUGCUGGCGUGGCCCAAGCGCUGCAUCCUCGUGUCCAUGGUGUUCGUCGGCUUCUCCCUGGCCGCUGGGAUUCGUAGGUCCUUUGUGGAGGCCGCCUACAGCCUGCAGAGGGAAGCCCACUGGAAGAUGUACAACAACGACACGUCCAGUGGCAACUGGACCACGGACUUCAUCCGUUCCUUCCAGUCGUCCUUCACGUGGGGUCUCUUUAUAGGUCACGUGAUCGGAUCGGCGCUCUCGUACAAGUACCACGCUAACAGUGUGUUCGCGGCCGCCAUACUGCUGGACUCGUCGCUGCACCUCGUGGUCGCUGGAGUGAUGCAAGUCCACCAGAUAUUCCUCGUGUCCCUGCUCUUCCUGCAAGGAGUGUCAGACGGGCUGACGUUCCCGGCUUUCUUCAGCCUACUGCGGUACUGGGCGCCGCCUUUGGAGAGGACGCGGAUGUUCACCGCUGGUUACGCUGGUCUACACUUUGGUAGCCUACUUAGCUUUCAAAUCUUCUCCGUCUUCGAAAGUCUCUUCAGUUCGACAGCGGGGCUGUACUUCUAUGGCAUGCUAGGCAUCCUCUGGGUGUUGCCAUGGUUCCUUCUCAUUUCCGAGACACCAUCCAAGCACCCGGGGGUGUCGACAAGAGAGAAGAUCUACAUCAUCGACUCACUUCAGACGCAGGAGCACAUUCCUUUCUCGCAGCAACCGACGGGCAUCCCAAUGCGCUCCAUCCUGUCUUCGGGUCCCGUGUGGGCCAUUCUGCUCGCGUCGUUCGGCCGGACGUGGACCUACAACACGCUGCUCCACAUAAUGCAGUGGUACUACAACGACGAGAUUCGGUAUGCAAAGGAGAUCCCCUACUUCCUGAUGAUGGUCUCCGUCGUGGUCAGCGGUUACGUCGCCGACGGCCUUCAGGAGAAAAACCUGAUGACGACGUCGACUGUGAGGAAGAUAUUCGGGGGUACAGGAUUGCUGACGGAGGCCGUUCUCUUUCUGUCGAUGGUGUACGUCGGACCGACGGACUUCGCUAUGGUACUCUACUUUUUCGCCAUGUCCAUCCGAGAGCUCGCAGUCGCUGGUUAUAUGGUAAACCCACUGGACAUUUCUCCACAAUAUGCUGGAAUCAUCGCGGGUCUCUCGGGAGCAAUGACCUCUCUGGGAAACCUCACGUUUUACCCCAUGAUGAACCACAUCUUCAACACAUGGAAGAUCCGGCAUGACCAUAUGACGCCACUUUACGCGGUGAGCGUCAUCAGCGGCGGCCUGCAGUUCCUGGCCGCGCUGAUCUUUGUGGUGUUCUCGUCGGCGACCGAGCAGGACUGGUCCAAGGACGACGCUGCGUCGCCCUCGGCCAGUGGCGAUGCUCUCUACGGCACCAGCAGCGGCGGAGGGAACAACAACAACGACCCUUACCUUGACACCACCGAAGUGGCCGUCAGCGACGGGGGCAUCUCUCUAAACGUCAUCGUCAAGCGGUAGCUUGAGGCCGAUGUCGAGGCUGUUGCCGUAUGAACGCACAGCCUCGGCGAACAUUGAGCAGAUGGACCUGUACUGCUGACCAAAAGAGGGCCGCGGGCCAUCAGGAGUGCCGGUUGAAAUUGAACGGACGAAGUCGCAGCUCGACGACACCCUGGAAUUCUGGUACCACGACAAGCAGUACCCCGACACCUUUGGUGCGAUCAUGGUCUACGCGGAUUAUGAACUACUGUCGACAGGGCCGGCACGCUGUGGAAAUGUGGCGAAGGAGUGAUCUCGCUUCUGCUUUACACUUCGUGUUUUGCGCAGGCCGUAGGCGAAGACACUCUGGGACGAUAGGUGCGAGUCAUCUUUCUGGAAAACUACCUUGCGGCUCUAUAGUUGCUGCGGCCCUGCUCUUGAAAAACGAAAUUGUGAAGUGCGCGGGCGGCUGCUCCGGCCUGCCUUGUAGCCGGGAUCCAUCAAAGCAGAAAACUCACGGGAAAAUAGACUGAGACUGCGGAAAACAUAAAUAUCGACCCGCAAGGCUGGUCCUAUUGACUGGGGCGAUGAUGGUGGAUUAGCUAAAUGCUCGCCGCUCGUUUGGAACUGCGCCAACUUGACUCUUCACGCAUUUUUGGGGGCUGUUGACAGCUUUACAUCAGGCUAAUCUAAGUUGUGCUCAGCUUAGCUGAUGUUCAGUGACAAAGAUGUGACACCUAUGAUCUCGCGGAGUGUGCCCAAGUGUAUACGGCCAAGUUUGCUACCUCGACAGCCGUAAAGCCGGUCAUAGCUGCACGUCGUCCGGAUAGUGCUCAAGAGUACUGGUGUGAACACGCAUGCAUUCUGUGAUGACUUGACUGUGCGCCUUGAGCCAUGCGAAGGCGCUGAAGCCUGUCAACAGCGCGAGCUGUGCGUUGUUGUAAGAUAUGUUGUCACGCUAACAAUGGUGACAAACCGACAGCCAAGAUGUUCAAAGCCACCCUGGCAAGGAUGCCAGGCACCACGUGUAACGCGUCUACUCCAGUAACGUUGCACUCGCAAUCUCUGGAGUGUUAUCUCUUGUAAAGGCUUGGUAUAUGCUGUGGUAAAAUGUAGAGCAGGGCAAAUGAUAAACAUGCGUUCACGAGAAAACGUUGCUGUCAAGGAACGACUAAAGAAGGCAUGAAGAGAUGCUGCUUUCUAGGGAAUCGCCGUUAAAUUUUAGGAACAGAACAGGCUGUAGGUACUCAAGAAAUCAGGCAGACCUACUGCGAGCUGCAGACAUUUAUACAGAAGAAAGACAAGGAGCAAUGGGCUGCCUUACUUCUGCCAUGAAUAAUGCAGGGCGGUCCACUCAUGCAGAGAACGCCGCAAGCAAGUCUGAUAUGCGUUGCAUAAUGUCUUCGCCGCAGUACACAAUUGUGAUGCGGUGAAGGGAUGUGAGAAUUUGUGCAAGUACUAAGAGUGAACUACAUGUCCUUAUUUAGCAUAAUUUGGCGGCGCCUCCAGGACAACAAGGGGACAACAGGGUCAACAAUCCCAACUAGGAUGGGUCUGGAUUCCAACUUUGAUCCACCUGCUGUCUCUUGGGUGCCCUAGAUCCUGCAACGCUUGCUUUUUCUAAUCUCAGGUGCUCUCCUCAGGUCUUCGUUGUAUGAUAUUAUUUUUAUUCUCUCAUGUGCAAAAAUCUUAUCGCGAAGCAUAGUUGCACUGUGAUGAAGCUUACGAAAACACAUCCGUCAUUAUGAAACGCAUAUAAAUCCCUUGCCACGCCGCACUGAUAACAAGAUCAACGGAAACAUUUCCUAAGUUUUACAGAAAAUAAAGUAACUAAUAAGGCGCCUCAUUCAAACACAUACGCAUACGAAACAAGCCAUGUAGGUUUUCGUGCCAUAUCUUAGCUGCAAUCGAUAGCGGAGUACUAACUGGGAGCACUGCUUAGUGCUUGACCAUGCUGUGUACAAAGUCUCUGUCAUGCGAAACAACCGACGACUUGAUAAGCGAUAAUUCUGUUCGAUGCAACGUUCCUCAGCAAUAAGCCGAGAACUUCUGCUUUUGCGGCUAUGGAAAAUUCUUUUUUUAUCAAACAAGUCGAGAAAUGAGUAGCCAACAAUGGAGUACCAACCCGGAAAGAAAGAAAUAAGAAGUCGAGGAUUCAUGCACGUGAUUUCCGGAGUACAAACACGUCGUUACAGUUUAUUUUGUUAUUUCGCAAUGAUAUUUAUGUCCGAGUCAGCGUCAGUUCAAAUCUUUAUUCAUCGUGUCUCACCGCUAGAGUUUUAUAAGGCUGUGCAUCGGCGAUGUGAAAGUGAUAUAUACGUGGAGAACGCUCUAAUAGAAAGAGCGACAUAUUUGUUUUAUCUAAAGUAGCCAUCCAUGUUAGGACAAAGUCUCCAGCUUAGUGUUGUAGUCCUUGAGUACCAUCGAAGGCGCACGCCCGCUGUCACGGGUUGAAUUGUACUUGGAGCUACGAAUUGUAAUGAAAAGCGCAACAAAGCUGGAAGAAAAGUACGUACGUGCAAUAUUAUGACAUAAAAUGAGAUAUCAACAGAGAAACAAGAAGUACAUGACAUUCUUGUGUACUUCAGCUUUCCCCUCUUGAUUUAUCAGAACUGUGUAGAUGCUUUCAAAAGUAUAUAUUUCUGACGAGUUCAUUCCUAAAAUAUAAUAGCCAAUGUAUUGCACAGACUGUAUCGAGUCCCUUUAGGAUGGUGACGUAAUGAGCUCGAAGGUCCUCGUAUCUAUUUUUGUGAAUGGUUGACGCAGGUAAUCCUGGAGGGUAGUGGGACACUCAACAGUUGCCGAAAAAAUCCGUGCUUUGAAAUUGGGAGGAGAUGAGGCAAUGGAUCAUAAGAACAAGUACCAAGUCCUGCAGGGAGGACACAGGAUGCUUGAUAUUUAAGCAAUGCUGCUGUACUGUGAAAUGGGACAAUUGCUAGGCGGAUUUUGUAAGGAUCUAGCACUAUACACAACGUGGCGAAUUAAAAGGGGCGAGCAAAACUACGGGCAAGGUUUGAGUGUUAAGCAGGACUCGUUAAAUGUAUGUUGAAGUGAAAAACUCAUGGGAGCUUGUCAUUCCGCCGAGCUGACCUAUUUUAUAGCACUCAACAGCCAGUCACGUACUGCGCAUUGCACUUAGGGCACCGAAUGACAGGUUUCCGUUCCAGAGAAAGGCCGCUUUAAGCAGUGCUGUACGAAUGAGGGCCGAAGGCGAAUGGCAUUGAGGCACGGCGUGUGACGACUCGACGGAACUGUUGAAAACAUGAGCACGUACCCUAACAUGGAGAAAAAUUGGGGAUUGUCUCCAGUGCCACGAUGGCGCGUCUAUUUCAGGGCUCCAAGCGCGGACGCUAUGUUUCACAGGAAUUAAAUGCAACUGUUCCACAAAAGGAAGCUUUGGCUAAGAGUUCACUCCUACUUUUUUCAUUUGCGUACACAUCAAACGGAGAAAUUAAGAAGUUGGUGAGCCGAUUUGAAGUAAAUAUACAGCGUCUCAGUGAAAGCUACCGAUUGAAGAAAGCACAGUUUUCAUAAACCGCUAAAAAUCAGUAGUCUUAAGACAAAAAAAAAAAAAGAAGCAUUGAAGCUCGACGUUUACAGCUGCGCAACUCGGCGCGGAAAACAGAUAUUCCAAUUCUGUAAACUAUGUCUGAUGCGCGUUCAAAGUGUACCAAUUGGACGCCAUAUUUCGCAGCCUAUUUGGACUGGUUACAUCGUUUAAUAGGAUUAUGCAGUACCGGUAUUCAAAAAGUACUGGUGUAUCAUAGAGCAAUGGAUUACAUAUCCGUUUUCCCCGUUCUAGGUAUCGAAAUUGCGGCAGUUGAUUCUCUUGAGUCUCGGAGCCACGAACUCCGAGCUUUUAUAAAGUUUUCCUGUAUUUCAGCAAUAUUUAAAAAAAGAUAGAUGCCCUAAAUAAAACGUUCACCGGCUGUAAUCGGUAGUGUUCACGUUUUCAUUUCAAUUUAAUAGAACUUUACCGUAUUUCGUGCUGGAAGUGCCAAGCAAAACGAUUCCUUCGUUACAUUGUAUUCACAUAGAAAGUGCCGUGGUAAAGCGUUCUCCUAAAUCAGAAAUCGCAUGUAUCUUGGCCAUAGAAGUGAAACGGAGGCAGGCGAACCUCUAUACAGGGGCGCCAUCAUCGCUUCGGCGAUUUGUCCAGAACACUUCGAUGUGUCGCUGGGAGAGUUUGACGUGUCAUCUAACCCAGUUAUUAUGGCUCUGGAAACCAUUUCUUCUGUUGGCCGUCCAUUUAAUAUGAAAGCUUUUCCUCAAAGUAGGGUGGAAAUUAUUCUGCACCUUAAGAUUCCAAAGGAGAGCAGGCUAACAUAAAACUACGGUUGAACAGUCUCCAGAAUCAAAACGAAGGGAAGAAAAUGUUGUAGCUGUUCAACCUUUCUUUUAAAUAGGGUUCAAAUUCAUUGGAGCGAGUCAUGUUGAAAGAAACUACUAUUCUAGUGUGGAAGUGGUGACCCUAGUUCUGCACACUCAUUCUGGCUCAUUCUAGUGUAAAGGCGUCACAGAGAGGGAACGAAGACGGAUAAAGACAUGCAGGACCCAAGCACCGACUCUCAAAGAAAGCUGUCAUCAUAAAACACAGAAUGUGUAUAAACACGAGAUGACUUGAAGAGAUAUUAUCUAAUAGAAAACAGGAACUCUUUUUCAUGCCAUGCAACUUAUUGAUAACUGAUUCAUUUGUCGUUUUCUUUAUGAAUCAGUCUUCAUUUACUUUCUGUGGCUUCUUCACACCAAAAUGAAAGCAAUGAAACAAGUAAUCAGAGCUUUACCCGUUGCUGCUAUGACGAUAAAAGGAACAGUGAAAGUUAACCUAGUAUUGAUGAUCAUCGCUCCAAUAGCCAACUAUAGCCCUGUAUUCGUUGAAAUUAAGGAGACAGAUGAUGGAAAAGAGGGUGUCAAAGAAAUAUUGCGAGACCUACCUGAGGGUGUUCCAGACGAUAAAUUUCAGAAAAAUGACCAAAAAGACAAAAUUCUUUGUAGGUGCCUUGAUUCUAGUACUUCAUUUGGGAGUAUUUUUGCUCCGAGGAUGGCAAACCGCUAGUUGUGUAACCUCUGAAACGAAGCCGAGAACGAUGCUGAGACAGAUGGUAAUUAGGCAAGCUCGCAGAUGUGCCAACACACAGAGGCAUGACUUUAAAGACAGUGUGCGACGUAGAAAGACAGCUUGAGCUUUCUUCGGAGUCAAGCAAGCACGUACAGUAGUUCAGAAAGGGACCAGAGGAGAAGCUGCUGUCAGAUAAAUGAGUAGGAUUGAAUAGAUAUGUCUGAAUUCAGGAUAUAUGUACGAAGAGUGCGGGAGAGGGUAAAUGUGAUGCGAAUGUCGGGGAGGUUGACCGGAAGAUAAAUAUCCAGUUUGCUGCCCCAAAUUUGGAAAGAGGUAAUGGGACACAGACAGAUAAAGAAGAAAAGCACAACGAGAGCGUGUGAAGGUUUAAAUUACGGGUUUCCGAGGAUAUAGUUUUAUUGUCAUUGACACUAUAUUCUUUAGGAAGCUUUAGUUAUUGAGAAAAAGGAAAAAAAGAUUUACGAGUUAGCGCGAUGAAAGACGCAUUGCCUGAAAAGAAAACGAAACGUUGUGUGUUCCUUUUACCUUAGAAUUAGCGAUUAAUUCAGAGGACACUGAAUUGAGAUGAACGGGUAUGAAGUAUCGGACAAGUGCAAUCGUCACAACUGUUUAGCGUCGUCCUGUACUCAUGUUCGUAGUGCUUUCUAGUCAUUCACGGGCAUUUAAAAUUUGUUUCUUGCUGCCAAUGUGCGCCUCUCGUAGAAUCUCGUCUCAAAGUUUUCUGUCUGUGCGAAUGUCCCUCUCUUUGUGCCAUACUAGUUUCACACGACAGCAUUAACAUUACAAGUCACCCGUUGUUAGUUUGUGCGCAAGCCUUCUCAACGCGACUAUUUUAACUCACUAAAGCACACCAUGUCUUCGCCGAACAAUUUCACUGUAAAUAGUGGAUCUCUAUCACAACUGUUUUCACUGGCUUGUUGUUGUUUUCAGCAACCUUGGGGACGUGUGUUUGCUUGAACGGAAAAAAAAAGUACACUUGUCUUUAGCUUCACAUUGAAUAAAAGCCAUUUCGUUACGAG
This is a messenger RNA of Dermacentor andersoni, 8142 nucleotides long. Its product is annotated as vesicular glutamate transporter 3-like. The record is from RefSeq and is a predicted model, not a curated record. Gene Ontology annotation, molecular function: transmembrane transporter activity. Lineage: Eukaryota; Metazoa; Arthropoda; Arachnida; Ixodida; Ixodidae. Gene Ontology annotation, biological process: transmembrane transport.